GUUCCGGCGCCGACCUCGGAGACAGGGUCCGACCAGCUAAGAAUUGGUGGCGACCGGCAUAGAGGUGGUGGAGCGGGCCUGGGACCUCUGGGCUGCUGGUCUGUGAGCCUUGCCGUGGUCCUCUUCUAAAGAGAUCUGAAUACAGUAGUAAAGUUAGUGCUGUUGAAAAGGUAGUAGUUCCGCUAGCCGAGGAGCUUCUUGUGAGCACGAACUGUAUCUUGUCCAUCGCUAUGUCUUCAUUGCUGGGUACAGGGCCUGGCAUAUAGCAAACAUUCUGUGAAUGUUGAAUGAAUGAAUGCAUGAAUGAGUGAGUCGCCAUUUUUCUAAGGCGAGAAUUGUUUAAUGAUCAUUACUUUUUGGGUGGAAAGAUGCCUGGUUAUGGAGAAAGGGAGAAUCCCCUGCGUAUCAUUUAUCGCAUUUUUACUCUCUACCUUCCUUCUCCCCUUGCCUCCUCUUCUGCGCACCUAGUGGGAAAAGAACGCUGUAAUUUGCAUUUGAUGUGUGAGCAGCAAACACUGGUCCGUUAGUAACCUAGUGCUAGGACAGUGAAAAAUCUUUUCUUAAUCUCACUGUACAUUACCAUCAGAUAAUGCGGGGGAGUGGACUAUAACUAGAUCUAGAUUCAGGAAACGUGAAUUCUUGUCUCAGUUCCGUAAUUUACAAGCUUUGUGAUCUUGGACAAGCCAGUCUCAAGUUGUCUCAUUCACUUUGAUAAGCAUUUAUGGCCACCUUGUAUGUCCUUCUUUUUUUUUUUUUGUAUGUCCUUAGUUUUUUGGUAGGCUUGACCUAUGACAGACUUCACAGAAGUGACAUUUGCAAAAAAAGUAAGGUUUUGUUAGAUGGAAGAUUCAAGAAACAGCAUAUAUUAAACCACGGAAGCACAGAAAGUCCUUAGAAUGAAAAGGGAACAAAGAUAGCCCGGUGUAGUUGGAGAAUAGAAGAGGGUAAAGUGAGAGGAGAUAAGACCGGAAAGAGAAGUAGAGAUGAGAUCCUGAAUGGUGUUUAGAUUAUCUUGGAAGAAGAGGAGCUCAUGAAGGUUUCAUUCAGGUGAGAAAUACAGUCUGUCACCCAACCUUGUUUCAGCUUUCUGGCUAAAUGACUUUUGUGCCAGUGAUACCAGAGUCCUACAGCCAUGUUCUCACAGAGUUCGAUUCUCUGGAUCUCUUACUCUCAGCUCUGAGGCUCGACUCCAGUCGUCUGAAGUGCACGAGCAUAGCUGUGUCUCGGAGAUGGUUGGCAUUGGGCAGUUCAGGAGGAGGACUCAAUCUCAUUCAGAAAGAAGGCUGGAAGCAGAGGCUUUUUCUUUCACACAAGGAAGGUGCAAUUUCUCAGGUUGCUUGUUGCCUACAUGAUGAUGAUUAUGUUGCUGUAGCUACCAGUCAAGGUCUUGUGGUUGUUUGGGAAUUAAAUCAAGAGCGCCGUGGGAAACCAGAACGAAUUUAUGUGUCUUCAGAACACAAAGGCCGAAAAGUGACAGCUCUCUGUUGGGAUACAGCUAUUCUUAGAGUUUUUGUAGGUGAUCAUGUGGGGAAAGUUUCUGCCAUCAAACUCAACAGUUCUAAACAAGCAAAGGCAGCUGCUGCCUUUGUGAUGUUUCCUGUUCAGACAAUAACAACAGUCGACUCCUGUAUUGUCCAGUUAGAUUAUUUGGAUGGAAGACUGCUUAUAUCUUCACUUACUCGAUCCUUCUUGUGUGACACUGAGAGAGAGAAGUUUUGGAAAAUUGGAAACAAGGAAAGAGAUGGAGAAUAUGGAGCUUGUUUCUUCCCUGGAAGAUGUUCUGGGGGCCAGCAACCCCUGAUCUACUGUGCUCGCCCUGGGUCCAGGAUGUGGGAAGUGACCUUUGAUGGGGAUGUUAUAAGUACACAUCAGUUCAAGAAACUCCUCUCAUCACCACCUCUCCCUGUGAUUAAUCUAAGAUCAGAACCUCAGUAUGAUCAGACGGUUGGAUCCUCUCAGUCUUUGUCUUUCCCCAAACUCUUGCAUCUUAGUGAACAUUGUGUGCUGACUUGGACAGAGAGAGGAAUUUACAUUUUCGUUCCUCAGAAUGUUCAAGUUCUUCUUUGGAGUGAAGUCAAAGAUAUUCAGGAUGUGGCUGUUUGCAAGAAUGAGCUGUUUUGUUUGCACCUAAAUGGGAAAGUCUCACAUCUUUCGCUGUUAUCUGUGGAACGCUGUGUGGAACGCCUGCUAAGGAGAGGCCUAUGGAACCUGGCUGCUCAUACUUGCUGUCUCUUCCAAAAUUCUAUUAUUGCCAGCAGAGCAAGAAAAAGUUUGACUGUUGAUAAAUUGGAGCAUUUGAAAUCUCAGCUGGACCACUCAAGCUGCAGCGAUCUAAUUUCUCAGUUGGAAGAAUUGAUCUUAAAAUUUGAACCUUUGGAUUCAGCUUGCAGCAGUAGAAGAAGCUCCAUUUCAUCACAUGAAAGUUUCAGCAUCUUGGACUCUGGUAUCUAUCGUAUCAUUAGUAGUAGAAGAGGCAGUCAGUCAGAUGAAGACUCUUGUUCUCUUCAGAGCCAAACCCUCUCAGAAGACGAGAGACUUAAAGAAUUCACCUCACAUCAGGAAGAAGACCAGCCAGAGCAAUGCUGUGGCUCACACGAAAACGAAGUGACGUUUGAGGCAGAGAAGAAUGAAUCUUUCCUCCCCUUUGGCAUCCCAUUAUCAUUUCGUUCUCCAUCUCCUCUCGUGUCUCUUCAGGCUGUCAAGGAAAGUGUUUCUAGCUUUGUGCGUAAAACUACUGAGAAAAUUGGCACCUUUCAUACAAGCCCUGAUCUGAAAGUGAGACCAGAACCAAGGGAUGAUGAACAGUCAUGUGAAGAGGAUAUGAGUCCAGUCACCUACCCAAAGGAGGAAGACACUGUGGAAAAAAAAGAGGCAACUAGUCAACCUCCAGAACAAGACUGGUUACAAGAGCUCAAAGUAGCAACAACAGAAGCAAUGACCUUGCUGCAGGACCCACUGGUUUUAUUUGAACCCAGGUCUCUGAGAAUGGUUUUACAGGAGUGGCUGUUACAGUUAGAAAAAACUUUUGCCAUGAAGGACUUUUCAGGCAUUUCGGACACCAGCAGCUUAUCUGUGAAAUCCUACCAGGAUACGCUGUUGCUUGAUGAGUCAGAAAAGGGAAUAUUAGAUGAUGCUAGUGAAAGAGAAAAAAGGGACUCUUUAGACAAUGAAGAAACUAUGGAUCAAGCAGCACGUGAAUCUGUAAGUAGUCUGAGAGAGCCCUCGGAUGACUUUUUCCGAGUGUGUUCUCCAUGCAUCAUAGCAAAUGACCUUCGGCAGGACCUGGCUGAAUUGACAACGUUGUGCUUGGAGUUGAAUGUAUUGAAUUCUAAGGUCGAAUGUACAGAUGGACACGUGGACCUCAGUUUGCAACAGUGCUCUCCUGAAAUUCUGGCUUGUCAGUUCCUAAAGAAGUACUUUUUUCUCCUGGACUUGAAAAGAGCAAAGGAGAGUGUCAAGCUUAGUUAUGCUAACAGUCCUUGUGUUUGGGAUACUUUCAUUGAAGGAUUGAAAGAAAUGGCAAGUUCCGAUCCUGCGUAUAUGGCCAUGGAAGAAGGAGACCUACCAACAAGAUUGAAGUUACUAGAUGACUCAGUCCCUUUUGAUAGUCCUUUAUUGAUUGCCUAUGCUACCCGGUUGUAUGAGAAGUUUGGUGAAUCUGCCCUUCGGUCCUUAAUCAGGUUUUACCCAUCCGUUUUGCCUUCGGAUAUCAUACAACUUUGUCAUGAUCAUCCUGCUCAAUUUUUGGCCUAUUUAGACAGCCUGGUGAAAUCAAGGCCUGAAGAUCAAAGGCCAUCUUUCCUUGAGUCCCUUCUACAGCCAGAGUCUUUAAAAUUGGAUUGGCUGCUUUUGGCAGUGUCCCAUGGUGCACCACCAAGCACAAGCACUAUGGAUGAUGAAGGAUACCCCAGGCCUCAUUCACACUUACUUUCCUGGACUUACAGUCAGCUGAUCCUUCAUUUAAUUAAACUUCCUGCAGAUUUUACAACAAAAGAAAAAAUGACUGACAUCUGUAGGUCUUGUGGUUUCUGGCCUGGAUAUCUUACUCUCUGCUUGGAGCUGGAGAGAAGAAGAGAGGCAUUCACUAACAUCGUGCAUCUGAAUGAUAUGAGUCUGAUGGAAGGGGACGAUGGUUGGAUCCCAGAGACUAUGGAGGAAUGGAAGCUUCUCUUACAUCUUGUACAGAACAGGAGCACCAGGCCAGCCCCCCAAGAGUCACCAAAUGGGAACUUCAGUGAUGGGCCUUCCCCCAUCAGUGUGGAAAAUGUGGCGCUUCUAUUAGCUAAGGCUAUGGGCCCAGAUCGGGCCUGGUCUCUGCUACAGGAAUGUGGUUUGGCCCUUGAGUUGUCAGAGAGGUUUACCAGAACCUGCGAUAUCCUGAGGAUUGCUGAGAAAAGGCAGAGAGCCUUGAUUCAAAGCAUGCUUGAAAAAUGUGAUCGGUUUUUUUGGUCCCAGCAGGCCUAGCGGAAGAAGAUUUGGUACAAUGUCAUGGCAAUUUGAGAAAAUGGAAUGUGAACUUUCUGAAUGUAGUUGUUAUCGAAGGAAAAGCACCACCUGAAAACCCUGCCACCUUGUUUGGGGUACUUUCUGUCAGUGUCUUUCACCUUGGCAUUUGUGUCUCUGUCUGUGACCCCAAUAUUUUUCAACCAAAGUUGAAUUUUGAAAGGAGUCAGGCCUUGUUUGCUCAGGUUAAGUGCUCAGGGAUCAGAAUGUGAUCAUUCCCAGCUGUGCACUCCUUAUUCUGGACUGCAGCAUUAUUAGCUCCUUGCCACUGGAUUGGGGAAUUAUAUUUCCACUCUGGCUCCUGUGUUGGGAGCAGAAUUUCUAGUCAUGGUCCUAUGAAAACAGAUUAUGUUAUUGAGCAGAGUGGAAUUCUUCUUAUAUCUCAUUUGGGCAAUCUAGGAAUUGCUGGAAUAAAGGACCUCUUAUAAUGGAAUUAAUGCAUGAAAUAAAUGAAAUACUGAAGGUUUAAAUUAGAUAUUUAAAUAAAAUGGCUUCAUACCUAAAUUGAGCUAAUUUUAAAAUAUAUUUUUCCCAGUACUUAUUUGAUAUUUUCUAACCUGAACCUGUAUGCAAUGGACUAAUUUAUUACUGGAAAUGUUUUGUCUUAAAUCUUGGUUUAACUAAUCAUCGUGCACUUUUAAGUAUUAUUUUUUAAAAGCCAUAAUAAAAGCUGAGUACUAAUAAAGACAUCAGCAAGUGCUUUUACUAUUUAAGUUAUAUAACUAGACGAAUGUAAAUGUAAAAUCUGAUUAAAGUUUUCAUUUGACCAGAAUUUAGCCUUGAGAAGGUUUAUUUUGAGCAGUUCACAGGAAGGCAUGGGGUAAACUCAGUGUGGAGUAAGCCAAGUGUUGGAUACAUUGACUGAGACAGAGAACUAAAAAAAAAAAAAAAAAGAACUACAGACCAAAAA
This is a messenger RNA of Loxodonta africana (African savanna elephant), 5413 nucleotides long. RefSeq names its product HPS5 biogenesis of lysosomal organelles complex 2 subunit 2 (gene HPS5). The record is from RefSeq and is a predicted model, not a curated record. Gene Ontology annotation, biological process: developmental pigmentation. Gene Ontology annotation, molecular function: protein binding. The transcript has 23 exons. Gene Ontology annotation, cellular component: cytoplasm. The coding region runs from base 1096 to 4464 and encodes 1122 amino acids. Lineage: Eukaryota; Metazoa; Chordata; Mammalia; Proboscidea; Elephantidae.